This is a messenger RNA of Symbiodinium sp. CCMP2592, 1869 nucleotides long. The record is from the annotation of a GenBank genome assembly. NCBI's taxonomy places the organism in Eukaryota, Dinophyceae, Suessiales, Symbiodiniaceae.
AUGCUUCGGACCUCGAAGAAGCUGCCAGGAAAGGCCUACGCAGCCCUGCGGCAGUGGCCCGGUGCGAAAACUCAGACGAAGAGGCUCCACUUCGAGUCCUCCUCGUACAAGGCUGUGCUGCAGCGAUUGCUGGACCUACAGGGACCUGCAAAGGUGCAACUGCCGCCGCACUGGGUACUCGCAUCAGUGCCGAACUUCCGCAACUUCGGUAGAGUUCACGUCAGGAAGAAGGUGGCUCAUGUUCUGCUUGCGGAUGUGAUGGGGAAGGCCCUGCCCGAAGGUGCAGCCAGCCGGGAAGGCCACCAGGUUCUCCCAUACCAAAGAGAGGCGGUGAACUUUGCACUUCGGCGUGGGGGCCGGGUGCUGCUGGCAGACGAGAUGGGUCUGGGGAAAACAGCCCAGGCCCUGACACUGUGCUCCCAAUUUCCAAGCGACUUCCCAUUGCUCGUGGUCUGCCCGUCCUCCCUACGUGGGAACUGGCGAGAGGAGGCCUCGCGGUGGCUUCCGUCAUCGAUCGUGUCAAACCCGGAUCGUCACAUCCAAGUGGUGCUGAAGGGCUCAGACAAGCUUCGCCGCGAGGCACGCGUGGUGAUUGUCAGCUACGACCUGAUAGCUCAGCAGGAAGCCUUUCAGCAGUCGGCCCACGGCAAGAAGUACCGCGUGGUCAUUUGUGACGAAGCUCACUUCCUCAAGACGCCAUCGUCUCAGCGAUCCAAGGCGCUUCGCCCGAUCCUCCAGGAGACUCGGCGAUGCGCCCUCCUCACGGGAACGCCUGCCCUGGCGAAGGCCUCAGAGCUCUACCCGCUGUUGGACUGCCUGCUGCCGGGCGUGCUGCCGAGUCACAACGAGUUCUGCAAAAGGUAUUGCAAUGAGAAGACGCUGCGGCUUGGCAAGCGGCAUGUGAAGCAGUGGGAGGGCUGUCGCUUGGGAGAUGAGCUCUAUGCAGUCCUCGAUGCUGUCAUGGUCCGACGCUUCAAGAAGGAGGUGCUCAGCCAGCUCCCGGCGAAGCGCCGGCAGCGCGUGGUGCUGGACAGGCUGAGCAACGAGCAAGGUGUGCUGAAAGAGCUUCGGGAGAAGAUGAGUGCCUUCGGGUGUCAGCGUGAAGAAGGAGAUCUCCAGGGCGGCAAGAGUGGUGCCGCUGCUACGGAGCUUUUCAGGCUCACCGGCCUCGCCAAAGUGGAUGCAGUCGCAGAAUAUGUGCAGUACUUGGUGGAGGCUGAGUGCCGGUUCCUGCUUUUUGCACAUCACCACGCAGUGAUGGACACUUUACAGCAGAAGCUCGAGAAGUUGAAAGCAGGAUUCAUCCGUAUCGAUGGCAAGACCCCUUCGCAUCAGAGAGAACAGUUGGUGAACGAGUUUCGCUCGAAUCCGGCCAAGCAAGUGGCAUUGCUGUCGAUCACUGCAUGCGGACAAGGCCUCAACCUGCAGGUUUGCUCGACGGUGGUCUUUGCGGAGCUGCACUGGACCCCAGGGACGCUGCUUCAGGCUGAGGACCGAGCCCAUCGAAUGGGCCAGCAAGAGUCCGUGAAUGUCCACUACCUGAUAGCCAAAGACACCCUGGAUGAAAGCGUAUACCAGAUGCUGGAACGAAAGCAGCACGACGUAGGUGUCAUGGUUGAUGGGCAGGCAUCCAAAAUCGGCGCUGAGAAUGUGGGCUCGAAGGGGACUUUCUCGAAGACGCGACCCGUCGAGACUGGAGAGUCGGCAGGCAAUCCACCGCCUGGUGAAGAUCAGCCGCAAGAGUCGGCUGGAAGCAUCGAGGAUCCUCGUCAGCUUCGACUCUUCUUUCCGAAGCCGAAGGAAGAAGGUGCCGAGGAUGCCGGGGAGGACUCCUGGGUAUCGGAGCCAGUGUCCAUCGACGUGGACUGA